AUGGUCAAUGUUCAAAUGAAAGAGGAAACAAGACAAGAGGAGGUCAACUUGGAUGUCAAAGAUAAAAAAAAUGUGUUGGAGGACAAGCAAAAAAUUGAAGAUGUGGAACAAGAGAGAGCUCAAAAGAAAACAAACAGAGAUAAUGAGAAACCAGUGAAGGAAGACCAAAACUGGGUGGAAGAGGAAAGUAAUGUUAAAGACAUGGGACAUGCAGAUGAAAAGACAGAAGGUGAAAGUAAGGUAUUGGAGACGGGGAAAGAAGGUGAUCAGACUGUGGAAAAGGAGUUUCUGAAAGACCAAGUACAGAUAAAGCCCUCUUCUAAGGAAGUUGUAGACUGGACAGACGUCAAGGAAGCAGAGAUUAAAGAGGAGAUCCACAAUGAUGUGUGUGAGGAACAUCAGGACAUUACAGUGACCAAAUCUGUUUUGCGGGACUUUAAAAAUGAAGACAGUGUCACCCUGAAGGACUCUAAGACCAACUCUGCAAACUUUCCUCUCAAAGUUUCCUCUCUUGAUGAAGCCACAGGAGCAACAAACACGAAGGUUGAGACUAAAGAGCUGAUCCAAAAUGAUGUGGCUGAGUACCAACAGGACAUACCUGUGACUGAAUCUAUUUUUAGUGACCCAAAAAUUGAGGAUAAUGAUAUUUCGCUUAAGGACACUAAGACCAACUCUGCAUGUUUCCAGGAGAUUACAGUUGGCCAACAAACACUGGAAGAGAGAAAUGUGAAGGACAAAGGGCAAAAUAGACUAGAAGAAGAGAGAAAGAAGAUGGAGGACCAAGAAAAGAAAUGGGUGGAAGAGGAAAUAAGAAAGGGAGAGAUGAUCAUAAUGAAGAAGCAAAAGAAGAGAGAGGAAGAGAACAGAAGGGUGGAGGACGAAAGAAAGGAAGAGGCAGUGAGGUUGGAGAUGAACAGAGAGAGAAUGGAGGAAGAGAAAAAGAUGAUGGAUGCAAACAAUGACGAUAAUCUGUUAAGGAUUCAGGAGGAGGAGAGAAUGAGAGCUCUGAAAUUAGAAAAGAGGAACAGAGUGACAGACGAACAGCUAACAGACACCUGGACAGAAGCAGUGAAUUUAGAAGUGAAAUACUCAGAUGAUGAGGACUGGAUAGACUCUGAACGUGAUAAUGAAAUCAAGAUCCAGACAGAUGAGAAGCAGCAGGACCUUGAGAGUGAGUUGGAGGAGAGCAUUGAUAAAGAACUGAGCCAUGGAGAGCACAGUGACAUAGAGAAUAAACUGGCAGAGAAAGAGGUUGAGAGAAGCCCAACUUCUAAGGCAGAGCAGUCUGGAAAAUCAUCAGUCCAAGAUGAAGAACACUUGCGGAGCCCUGAAGUGACAGCACAUGCAAACCCACAGUAUACUCAAUAUUUGAAGUCACCAUUGCCAGAUUUCUCAUCUCCUACAGAAAAUAUGGCAUCACAAACCCUACCUCCACGACUGGAUAGACUCACAGAUUCAGUGGAUGGGCAUCCCUUCUGUGAAAAGCAGGAAUAUUCAGAUUAUGACGGUGGGACGGAGUCUGAGAAGUUGAAUAAUGAAGGUAAGAUCCAGAAAGCUCAAGAGAUCCAGACGGAGGACAUUGACCACAAGUCUGAGGACAGCAUAGUUGAAGAACUGAGCCAAGAUGAUCAGAGUGACAUUGACAUUGAGACGGUACAUUUAGUGGAGGUUGAAAGCAACAUCAUCAGCUUCACUGAUAUGAGGAAACAAGCGGCAUGCGCAGCAGUCCUGGAGGACCAGUCUGGGCAACAGUCAGCAAAGCCAAAAGACAUGGCAAAGGAACAGAAGGAUAGUGAUAUGAAGGCAGAGAUAUUGAGGGUGGAAGAACAAGGGAAGAGAGUUCAAGAAAACAGCCAGAAGCAUAAGACAAAACAGGAGCAAGAGACAAUGAAGUUAAAUAUGGGCAGAGAAAGAAUGGAAGAAGAGAUAAAGAUGAUGGAUGAAGAACAUGAUAAAGCCAAUAUGUCAAGGAGACUGGAAGAGAAGAGUAUGAGUGCUCUGGAAGAAGAGGAGAGGAGGAGAGUAAAGGAGGAAGUUGAGACAGAGAUGGUGAAAGGACAUCCCUCCCCUGCAGAAAAGUUAGAGUCUGAUGAUAAAGUCUUGAGAGUCCCAGAAGAAUGUGAAAAAGAAGGAAAGAAAGGCAGGAAUAAAGGCAAGGAGAUCCUGAUGGAGGACAAAGAACCUAUGAUGAAGCCCGAAAAGACAGCACAUGCAAGUUCAGAGAAUAUUCUACUGAAGUCACCUUUACAAGGAGGUACUUAUUGA
Molecule: messenger RNA, 2265 nt
Organism: Clupea harengus (Atlantic herring)
Lineage: Eukaryota; Metazoa; Chordata; Actinopteri; Clupeiformes; Clupeidae
Product: capping protein inhibiting regulator of actin dynamics-like
Exons: 5
Coding region: 1-2265 (754 amino acids)
Source: RefSeq, a predicted model, not a curated record